AUGACCGAGUCUCCCAUACAGUCCAUCCGGCGCUCGGUGACCCUCCCCACCAAGUUAAACCCGGCGCAACGAGGUUCAAGCGCCCCGAGACUCUCCGAAAAUGUGGUCUUCUAUCACCCGUCAGCCAAAAUUGUGCAUUUUGCCCCGAGGGCUCUCGUGCCCAUCCCCUCGAGCUCUGCGCCGUCUGACUUCGACUAUCCUGUUGAUACCAUCGAAACCCUCCCCUGGUGCUCUGCCACCGAACGAACAGUCGCAACAGCACCACUCAGGCUGGAAAAGGUCCAUGGUCUGACCGUCUUCCUGAAAUGUGGAAAUGUAGUCCACGCGAUCCUGAAGAACUCACAAUGUUGGUGUGUUGACGGGGUGUCGAAAUUCGUCUUGCGCAUUCGCCCUCUCACCUAUUAUCGUAUCGAGAUCCCAAGCGAAACCGAAGAGGACAGAGAGGCGGUUAGAGAUCUCAAAGCUGCGUUGCCAACAGUUCUUCGAUAUGAGGUCACACCCUGUCCCUUCAAACGAUCGUUCACAGUCGAGAUCCCCGAGGAAGCAAUGGCGCCUCGACGCAAAAAGGCAUGGCGACCCAAGGAUCGGAGAGAAAGUGGCCCCGCUGUGAUGACAAGCGCCCAAGUGUCGCCUUCUUCUUCAGUCAAGUCAGAGUGGAUUGAUUCUGCGAGUACCGGAGACGACACCGAUGGAAACAUGACGGAUGAUAGUGGAUUCACAUCGCAUCGGGCCAACAGCACGACCUUGGAGACUAUCCCCGAUGAUCCUGAAGUGUCUCCUUCAAUCAAUACGUUGGAGCCCCCUGUUGCGCCUGCACUCCCUCGGCGCUCGGUGACGGAGACUCCGCAGACCUUUACCAGUUUGCUGGCCAAAUUCGAGGCUACUUCUAUCCCAGAGGAUGAGAAUGACUCUCCAAUGCAACCCGCACUCGAAUCUGACCAUGAUGUUUCGUUCUCAUCGAGCCCCGAGUCAUUUCACUCGGCUGAUCUGCCAUCGCCGUCUGAAUCUACCUCGACUCAUCCUACGCCUGUGGAAGGCCACGAAGUGCCUGAGAACCCUGAAGUUCACGCUCCGUGUGCUGCAAAUAAUGAUAUUAAGGUUCAAGACCAAACGACACCUCCGCCUGAAAACUAUCCCCCAAUUUCAGACCGUGAGACUUCCACUAUAGAUGCCAUUCCUGCGAGUGUCUUGCCGACGGCACCAACACCUACCAAGCCUAUAACCAGGGAGGGCGUUCCAAUGCCUUCUUUGAAGAUACCAUCGGACACAGAGGUGUCAUCGCAGCCUCUGACGAAGUCUCCGGCUUCCACUACCGACUUUAAUCACAUGAGCGUGGAGUUUCGCCGUCGUGCACAAGCAACAAGGCAGCGCGACGUUUCGCCGAUGCCUCCGCGAUCAGCUAUCUAUCAACCACCGCCAACCCAGGAUGCUGCCUCGAUCCUUUCCAAGGCACUUACUCUCGUGCUGGUACCACCGAUUUCCCUCUUUAUCAUCCUGAUGCAUGUCGCUGCACGCGUCGUGAUUAGUCCAGCCCUCAGUACUCCUCCUGGCGAGCCAGCCUCAAAAGUUCAACCAUCUGGCCACGACUCCAUUACCGAGGAUGAUUUCAGCUUUCCUCUGGAGCCCGAAAUUUCUUCGGAAUAUGAGGACGCUGAAAUCUCCAAGAAACUGGAUCCCUGGGACUUGGACUAG
This is a messenger RNA of Penicillium alfredii, 1692 nucleotides long. RefSeq lists its product as uncharacterized. Gene Ontology annotation, cellular component: extrinsic component of intraperoxisomal membrane. Gene Ontology annotation, biological process: peroxisome inheritance. The coding region runs from base 1 to 1692 and encodes 563 amino acids. The transcript has a single exon. The record is from RefSeq and is a predicted model, not a curated record. Lineage: Eukaryota; Fungi; Ascomycota; Eurotiomycetes; Eurotiales; Aspergillaceae.